Penicillium taxi is the source of this 1623-nucleotide messenger RNA. RefSeq names its product snoRNA-binding rRNA-processing protein UTP15. Bases 1 to 1623 code for a protein of 540 amino acids. Lineage: Eukaryota; Fungi; Ascomycota; Eurotiomycetes; Eurotiales; Aspergillaceae. The record is from RefSeq and is a predicted model, not a curated record. Gene Ontology annotation, biological process: rRNA processing; positive regulation of transcription by RNA polymerase I. Gene Ontology annotation, cellular component: nucleolus. Gene Ontology annotation, molecular function: protein binding. The transcript has a single exon.
AUGGCGGCUCCCGUCCUGCCUAUGCAGCAGGUGAAGCUUGCCUCGCUUCCUUCAACCCGCCUCACACCAGAGCAGCAAUACUGGCGCACCUUCAAGAAUCCCCUCCUGAUUCCCUCCCCGGCCAAUGGUCCUGUCAACCUCAUCACACAGCCCGCUGUUCCAUCUUCUGCCGCGGCCUUUCCUUCCUUGACACAGCCACCGGAUAUCUUCACUGUGACAACUGGCGCCAGAAUCCAGAUCUACUCAAUUCGCACACGGAAGCUCCUGCGCACCAUCACCCGCUUCGAUGAUACAGUGCGCGGCACAGACGUCCGACCGGAUGGACGUGUGGUAGUAACGGGUGAUGAUACGGGUGCCGUGCAAGUAUUCGACGUCAAGUCGCGCGCCAUUCUCAAGACAUGGAAGGACCAUAAGCAGCCCGUAUGGGUCAGCAAGUUCUCUCCCAGCGAUCCCACUUCAGUCUUCACGGCCAGUGAUGACCGGACCGUUCGUCUGUGGGAUCUGCCUGCGGAGACUAGCUUGCGCACAUUUGUCGGCCAUACUGACUACGCUCGUAGUGGUUCGUUCAUGCCCGGAUCCAUGGCCUCAUCUGGCUUGUUAGUUUCCGGUUCCUACGAUCGCACUGUUCGCAUUUGGGACCCCCGAGUGGAAGGUCGUGCCGCUAUGACUUUCAAGAUGGCUGCCCCGAUUGAAUGCGUUCUGCCCAUGCCCGCAGGAACUACAGUUCUGGCUGCCGCCGACAACAAGAUCGCAGUUCUGGAUAUUGUGGCUGGCAAACCUCUACACAUUAUUCAAAACCACCAGAAGACUGUGACAUCGCUUGCAUUGGCAUCUAACGGAGAGCGAUUACUCAGUGGUGCGUUGGAUGGACACAUGAAGGUCUUUGAGACUACAGGGUGGAACGCGGUCUCUGGGUCCAAGUACCCGUCACCAAUUCUGUCACUCAAUGUCAUCACUUCUGGUAUUGCCUACGAGGACAAGCACAUCGCUGUUGGUAUGCAGUCGGGUCUUUUGUCAGUGAAGACCCGUCUGUCUGGACAACAAAAAGUCAAGGAGCGUGAGCGCCGGAAGGAGAUGGAGGCUCUCCUCGAGGGAAAACUCGAGGAGUACGACAAAAAGGUGGCGAAGCAAAAGCGAGGAGCUGGAUGGGAGAAGCGAUUCCGUGGACGUGACUUCAUCGGUGAAGAUGUGGACAUAGUGAUUGAAGGCCAAGACCCCAAGCGAAGAAAGAAGCAAGCACCAUGGGAGAAUGAUCUUCAUAAAGGCCGAUACUCAGUUGCUUUGGACCAGGUCCUCGCAACAAGCGAUAAAACCGCCCAACUCACUCUCCUGACAGCCCUCCGCCACCGCUCGGCUCUGCGCGAUUCGCUCAAAGAUCGCGACGAGCUCACUCUUCAACCGAUCUUGACCUGGAUUGACAAGCAUAUUCGUGAACCCCGUCUGGUUGAUCUCAGCGUGGAGGUUGCCAUGAACUUACUUGAUGUAUACUCUAGCAAUAUGGGUCAGUCUGCCCAGAUUGAUAAGAUGGUGGAGCGACUGCACCGUCGGGUGCGCGACGAAGUUGAGAUGGCCCAGCAUGCCUACCAGACCAAGGGAAUGUUGGAUAUGUUGAAGGUGAACUAA